GUGUAUCAUGAACCUCGGUUGAGAAUGGCAGCUCCUAGUGUUUCUAAUGUCGGUUACAUUUUUUUUUUUCUUGUUGGACUAUUGGUUGGAAUUCUAUUUCACCAAUAUACCAACGAUUCUGUUUCAACCGGGGCUUCGCUGAUCACCUACUCCUUCUGCUCACCGAUAAUCUAUGGAUUCAUCUACAGGAGACUGUUCAGAACGAGUUUGCUAGAUCACAUCCAAUUCUACUCCAUCUGCGUAAUACUUCUAUUGUGCUUUGUGAUCUCCAACAUCGACAAACGAGCUUCAUUAAUCUGUGGGAUGCUGCUAGGGGUAUUCCUCGCUAUAUUAAGCGUAUUACUCGUGGCUCUGAAUAACAAGUUCAAAUCAAACGAUUUGACGAAUUCGCAAAAUCAGAAAUUUAAUCAGCAGAUUUUUGAAAGAGAACCACAGCUUAUCGAAGUUGUCCGUCUCAAUGUAAAUCUGAGCAGUGGAACUGAAGAUUCUUCUACCAGCGACUCGAAUACAGAACAUAACUCAUCACAUACAUUCCCCGAAUAAACUUAUAUUUUUUUUAUUUCAAAUUUUAUAUUUUCUU
Nicrophorus vespilloides is the source of this 580-nucleotide messenger RNA. RefSeq lists its product as uncharacterized. Lineage: Eukaryota; Metazoa; Arthropoda; Insecta; Coleoptera; Silphidae. The record is from RefSeq and is a predicted model, not a curated record. The transcript has 3 exons. Bases 25 to 543 code for a protein of 172 amino acids.